Molecule: messenger RNA, 1217 nt
Organism: Jatropha curcas
Lineage: Eukaryota; Viridiplantae; Streptophyta; Magnoliopsida; Malpighiales; Euphorbiaceae
Source: RefSeq, a predicted model, not a curated record
AAAAAAAAAAAAAAAAGAAAAAUAAAUAACGCAUCCCCUCUCUCUAAUGGAGUAAAGGCUGUUUCAGUUUCUUCUCAAUACCUGUGAUGGUCAGACCGGUGGGUUUUCUGGUUGUGGUGUUUCUUUAAACGGAGAAAAAAGAAGAAGAAGAAAAAAGAAGGAGAUGGGUUCUUGCGUUUCUGUCCAUAAGGGCACAUCAGAGUCAGCCGUGAAACUAGGACUAUCUUUUGGGUCUAAAAAAGACAAUCAUGUGAUCCCAGAAUCACCUAUCAAAGAUAAACAAGUUAAUGGUGACUAUCCUCAAAUCAAGACUUUUGAGGACUAUGGUAGCAAAGAUGAAGUCUUUUUUGAUUCCCAACCUUGGUUAGACUCAGAUUGUGAUGAUGAUUUCCUCAGUGUAAAUGGUGAAUUUACGCCAUCUCGUGGCAGUACCCCAGUGCAUCAUAGCUUUGCCAUGGGGACCCCUAAAAUCAACAAAACCAAUUUGGAGGACAGAUCUCCAGCUUCCAAACCUGAACCAUCACCAACAGUGAAAAAGAAGUUAUCUGAACUUUUCCGGGAGAGUCGGAGAGAGGAGCCAGACACUGAUGAUCAGCAAACUUCAGACAACCAAAAUAUCAACAAUGGAAAGAUAGAAGUCAAACAAACCAUUCUUGAUGUUCUUCCCAAGUCUGCAUCUGGUACCCCAUAUGUCUCUGGACCUAACAGCGUCUGUAGUAGCGAACGGACUGCUAAUGGAGAACCCUUAUUUCAGAAGGAGAAAUCAAUUAAAUCUGCACAAUGUUGCCUUCCCAGUUUGCUUUCUUGCCAUAGUUUUAGUGAGAGGAAGAAGAAGAUGAGCCCGGCCAUAGCUGUAAAUGAUAGAGCCUAGUUUCUGGUAUCUGUAAUGCAAUGUAAAUGGAAAAUGCUAGCAUCUCAACACCCUUGAGAUAUAUUAGUUAUUUACACCCAAACUUGAGAUCGGAUCGUGCAACUUCGGAACUUACCUUUUUUUGGAUCAAGGGCAUAGCAUAUAUAAAGCAACAAUGGUGGAAGAAGUUGCAUCUUUCAAGUCCAUAGAUUUUCUUUAGCUCUGGAAGGAAAUUGAUUGUAAAAAAUCUUUCCUGCAAUAAGAGAAGACAGUUGAUGCCCUUGUAAUGAAUGAAUGAUAUCUAUGUGAGGAAAAUUGUACCUUGUAAUUAAGAGAAUAUAUAUGUUCUUCAUCUUGUUCCUCUUUC